Molecule: messenger RNA, 1017 nt
Organism: Eremothecium cymbalariae DBVPG#7215
Lineage: Eukaryota; Fungi; Ascomycota; Saccharomycetes; Saccharomycetales; Saccharomycetaceae
Gene: PTC7
Product: type 2C protein phosphatase PTC7
Exons: 1
Coding region: 1-1017 (338 amino acids)
Source: RefSeq, a predicted model, not a curated record
AUGUUCAUUGGUAUUAGGCCAGCUAGGUUUACUAGAAGUAUGUGGUUUAUCUUUUGGCUUCUGCUAAUCCCUUUUAUACUAACUAAGACAGACUUUUAUCAGAGCACGGCUAAAAGAUACUUCACGCAUCAUUCAGGGACAUCUUCCUAUCAUUCGCAUUCUUCCAGUUAUGGGGGUGACUUUAGUGCUUUGAGUUACCAGGUUGCAGUUGCGUAUCAGCCCAAAGAUCGGAGUGAUUCGACAUAUGGGAAUGUUCAGGUAACGUCUCCUACGGGGGAAGAUAAUUACUUUGUGGCGGUCAAGUCGAUGAAUGAGGUAUAUGCUGGGGUUGCGGAUGGUGUUGGUGGGUGGGCUAAUCAUGGGUAUGAUUCUAGUGCAAUUUCCAGUGAGUUGUGCAGGACGAUGAAAGAAAUUUCUCUGAAGGCUGUGAAGGAUUUGGGCCCCAAACAGUUGUUAGACUUGGCCUACUUGAAGGUUAAGCAGGAUGGGAUCGUUAAGGUUGGAAGCACUACUGCAGUGGUUGCACAUUUAUCUCCGGAUGGCAAAUUGAAUGUUGCGAAUCUAGGUGACUCUUGGUGUGGAGUGUUUCGGGAGAGUAAGUUGAUGUUUGAAACUAAGUUCCAGACUCUUAAAUUUAAUACGCCUUAUCAACUCUCCAUUAUUCCGGAUGAGAUACUCAAGCAAGCUGCUAAAAAGGGGUCUUCGUUCAUACAGAACAAACCAAGUGAUGCGGAUGAGUACAGUUUUCAAUUGAUGAAGAAUGACGUCGUAGUUUUAGCGACUGAUGGCGUCACUGAUAAUAUCUGCACCGAAGAUAUGGAGUUAUUCUUAAAGGAUCAUGGGGAUUCAGAGGACUUACAAAAUACCACUCAAGAAUUUGUUUCUUUGGUUGAAAAAUUGAGUAAAGAUAAUAUGUUUCCAAGCGUAUUUUCUCAGGAACUUUCAAAAUUGUCUGGCAAACCAUACCUUGGUGGUAAGGAGGAUGAUAUCACAGUUGUUGUUGUGAAAGUGAACUGA